AGGAAACCUAGUCACAAAAGUGUCUUUUUUUGUUUCAGUUGUUACAGGAGAGAAAAUGGAAGUAACACAACUUCCGGAAACCGUAUCGGUGAAAGCUGGAGACAGCCUCACUCUAAAGUGUACAUUGAUUGGGGCAAAUUUACCCGGAGGCGUGCGGUGGUUCAAAGGGCUGGACAGAAACCAGCCCCCCAUUUACAGCGAUAAGCAAGGAAUUUCCAAUCGGGGGGUGAGGCUAGUCCCAGGAUCCAACACGGAGUUUAGCAUCAAUAUCCCAAACAUCCGUCCUGAAGAUGCCGGGACCUACUAUUGUGUGAAGUUCAGGGCAGGGUUCCCAGAGAGAGAACUGGCUUGGGGGAAAGGCACGCAGGUCUUCGUAAUUGAGAUCACAGUCAGCUUGUUGAAGAAUGGAAAAGAAAUACAGGCUGCCCAGACCAACAUCCUGAAUUUGGAUGGAACAGAGAACAUCUCGUACCGAGCAGAGAGCAUGGUGGAAAUCCUGCUGGAACAAGGAGACGUGAGGUCUCAGCUGACCUGCCAGAUCCAACACAGAUUGUUGAUGGUCCUCUCCAGCAGUCCUUCCCACUCAGUGAUGUCCUAA
Messenger RNA from Protobothrops mucrosquamatus (brown spotted pit viper), 598 nucleotides. RefSeq names its product tyrosine-protein phosphatase non-receptor type substrate 1-like. Gene Ontology annotation, cellular component: plasma membrane. The annotation marks the transcript as partial. NCBI's taxonomy places the organism in Eukaryota, Metazoa, Chordata, Lepidosauria, Squamata, Viperidae. The record is from RefSeq and is a predicted model, not a curated record. The transcript is spliced from 2 exons.